CGACGUCGGUGCAGGAUACGGAGUUGGAUGCAAAUCGUGCAUACCAAUACCGGUACCGUAGCGUCGCAAGGCUGCGUUUCACAAAGGCGCGCGGUGCGUAGUGGCGGGAAGAGGAACAGGAGCUGCGUCCGAGCUUGGAUACGGAAUACCGUCGCAUCUCAAACGAGCAUUCAGGGACCAAGAACUGCAGGUUACGUAGCGGUACCACCAACGGUAUAGUAAUGAUCCCUCAUUCUUCUCAACCUCGCCCGCCAUGAUCUAUUGUACUGUUGCAAGCUUCCUUUAUACCCAUAGUUGGUUGUUGGAAAAUUGCCCAUCAUCUUCUGACCGAAAAUGCCAAAAUUUGGGGUGGAACUCAGGUUUUGGCGUGAACCGCGCUUGCGUGUCAUUCCUCUGGUAGGCACGACGGGCCAGCAUGGUUGCACUAUCCAACCGCCACUGCAUGCGGGAAAACGACCAUGGGAAUCUUUGAUAGAACUGUAGGGCGCGACAAUAAUGUGAUGGCUAUCCAGCAAUGCAGCAACCAAGGGGACUCCAGGACUGAAGUAAAACAAACUCAAGAUCCGGAGGAGACGCCACCAGGAAAGAGGAAAGGGCAUGUCCGUAUCAGGUUCGGGGGCAUUGUGGGUAGACCAUCUCUACUCGAGGGUUGUCGGGUUGGCUUUGACUGGAAAGAAAAUGCGUCCUGUUUCAUCUGCAAUCUUUGUCACCUGACAAACCGAAUAAAAAUCGUCAUGGAUGGUCUACCAUCUUGUUGCGGGAACCGACACAACGAGGAAGUUGACGGUACCAUUUACUCCAUUGAUUCGUUGACAUAUAGCUCCGAGGAAAACCACAACAAGAAUGAAUAUGACAGUAUGGUCGCCAGGGAUCCCAACGAAGCCACGAUGGAGUGCCGGGUGGAUCCCCAAGAAGACAUCGUGUUCAUGUCGAAUGACGGUAUUGACGUGUAUUGCGCUUCCGAUGAUCAUGGCAUUGGCAAGCAUGGAAUGACAUAUGGGGAUCGAUGGCACAGCUACGAUGAAUGUCAGAUGGAAGGAGCGGACAGUGUCGAGGACCAAUCAUUGAAGUUUAAUGAGUUGCAUCUAGGAAGACACUGGUCGUGGUGAUGAAUGGGAGUGAAUGUCAUUGACUCAAACUACUAGAAACAGUCGGUGGAGAUUGAAUCGAAUCUCCUAUUUCGACGGCGACUGCUGUUCUAAAGCGACAACUUGCAUUUGACCUUGAGGGUUGAUUGGGAACCUGCACAGAGUUGCGACAAAACGUUGGUGCGGAUGUACGAGCUAUGUUAUGCGGUACCGGAAGGAUGGCUCGAGUACGGUGACGCUAUAGACAAAUCACGGAUUAUAC
Seminavis robusta is the source of this 1350-nucleotide messenger RNA. Lineage: Eukaryota; Bacillariophyta; Bacillariophyceae; Naviculales; Naviculaceae. The record is from the annotation of a GenBank genome assembly.